Asterias rubens (European starfish) is the source of this 4036-nucleotide messenger RNA. RefSeq names its product probable E3 ubiquitin-protein ligase makorin-1. The record is from RefSeq and is a predicted model, not a curated record. Gene Ontology annotation, biological process: protein polyubiquitination. Gene Ontology annotation, molecular function: ubiquitin protein ligase activity; metal ion binding. The transcript has 8 exons. Bases 25 to 1608 code for a protein of 527 amino acids. NCBI's taxonomy places the organism in Eukaryota, Metazoa, Echinodermata, Asteroidea, Forcipulatida, Asteriidae.
CACACACCAUCGAGAGAGGUUAAGAUGGCCACCGCUGAAUCGCCAGGUCCGAACACCGACUGGCAUAAAAACAUCACUUGCAGGUAUUAUAUCCACGGGGUCUGUCGGGCAGGAGACAAUUGCCGAUAUGCUCACGACCAAUCAGGAAAACCGUCCAACAUUUGCAAAUUUUAUCUGGGUGGCAACUGCCGCUUUGGAACAACAUGCAGAUUUGACCACGUGAAGCCGAAGCAAAAGCAAUCAACUCAACAAAACAAAACCACCUCAAGCAAAACAAAAGCCACGCCUUCGCUAGAGCCCAGUGUCUCCAGCAAGAUGGUGACCCUGAAGAAGGGAAAGGUCAACGGGUUAACCCAGAGGUCGUCAGGGUCACUAAGUCCACCUGGGAAAGUUCGGAUGGAAGAUGUCAUUGGAGCAGCGGAAUUUGUACCCGGUCAACUCUAUAUAGGCUCUGUUCCACCGACGUACUCAGCCGCUGCAACCUCUGGUCUGGAGCCAACCGAUGUAGACGACACCUGCUGCACGCCUUGCCAAAACAGUCCAAACAGCGACGAGUCCGCCACGCCUUGCAACGGCGGCACCAAGGAGCUGCUGUGCCCGUUUGCCUUAAAAGGGACGUGCCGCUUCGGUGAGAACUGCAAGUACAUGCACGGGGACGUGUGUGACAUGUGUGGAUCUGCUUGCCUUAUCAUGGAUGAUCCUGUUCAAAAUAAACAUCAUCGUGAGUUUUGCCUAGCGGAGCACGAAAAGAGCAUGAAAGAAGCCUUUGCCUUCCAAAACAGUAAAGAGGUCAAGUGCUGUAUAUGUUUCGAGCUCAUCCUGGAGAAGAUGCCAGCCAAAGACAGAAAGUUUGGCCUCCUUUCCAACUGUAACCAUGCAUACUGUUUGUCCUGUAUACGCAAAUGGCGCAGCGCCAAACAGUACGAGAAGAAAGUUGUCAGAGCAUGCCCAACUUGCCGAGUCCCUUCGCCGUUUGUCACUCCCAGUGAUUUCUGGGUUGAUGAACCGGAGGAAAAGAAGAAGGUAUUGGAGAGGUACAAACACGCCUUAAGUAAAAAAGAAUGUAAGUAUUUCAGACAGGGUUCGGGAAGUUGUCCGUUUGGUGCCGAGUGCUUCUAUCUCCACGCCUACCCGGACGGUAGCAAGGAGGAUCGCUCCAAAGCACGUCACUAUGGCAACGGGGACGGCAAGAUCAAAGCCUACAGAGCCCUGUCGUUGUGGGACUUUUUUGAGGAGCGUGAGAAUCGGUUCAUGGACUGGGACAGCGACGACGACGACGAUUGGUUCCUGUACUAUGAUUGGUCAGAAGAUUUUGACUUUAGCGAUAUCGAGGAUCAUGGACUGUGGAGUGACUAUUUUGAGUUCUUUGGGUCGAGCGAGAGUUCGGACUACAGCGACGAGGAAGAUGUUGUUGUCGGGGAGAGUGGUCGCACUGCGCCCCCGCCGAGCAUUAGUAGAGCAACUGGAGUGACGCAGGGAGCGACAGCGGCUGUGCGCUCUACGGCAUCGACAGAUACAGAGGAAGAUGACAAUGAAUCAGAUCAUGCAAGAUUGCUGAACCCAGGUGGUGCACACGGUCGCCCAAGCAAAGAUUGCGUAUAUCUAUAAAAAAAAGAAGCCAAAAUCAAGCUGCAGUUUGUAGUGAGAUGAACAAAGGAAGAAACCAGAUCUGUGCGGAAAUGGACUUCAUAAAAAAAAGCAGUUUGUUUAUAGACGGUGACCAGGUAAUGUUAGUUCUGUUGGCACCGUUGAAGGUUGGGUGCAAGACGAGAUUAACUUAUAUCAAAUGUAUACAGCAAAUCUCGUGUAAGUGCUCAGAUGAAACAUUUACCCUAUAGGAUUUGUAGUUGCGUAUGAUUCUGUUAGGUACAAUGAGUGGGGGGUUUUCUGAAGAUGAAAUGGGUUACUGAUUCGAUGAAUUGCGUUAAUGCACGGUUGUUUGAUGUUAACCGGAGUAGACCUAAUGUGUAUUUCUUAGUGAACACAUUUUAUAUACUUAUUACCCUGGCAUGCAUGUACACAAUCUCUCUCUUUGCUCUGUGGUGCCUGCUGUUAUAUGCUAGAUGGAACACUUUUGUUUUCAGUCGUGCACCAGACUAGAUGCUAAAUCACGAGUUAUGCGUUAAAUGGAGUCACCUCUACGUAGCAUGCAGUUGGUUUGGAGAUUUAUAAAGUACCAGUUAAUAUUAAGUGCUGCAGAACGGGGUUUAAUAUAUACGUCUACUUAGAAAGUACAAAUAUAAUGGUGUAUGGUAAAAUGGUGAUGAGGUUGUAGUAGAAUUUAUCGGCUGAUUUGAUACCUGGUUCAUUCACUAAUUGGAUGGUACCCAUUCUGUCUGGAAACCCAACCCUGUCUGCUGUUGUUCGGAUACCUGUCCUGUCUGCUGAUUGGAUACCUGUCCUGUCUGCUGAUUGGAUACCUCCGCUGUCUGCUGAUUGGAUAAAUGUCCUUUCUGCUGAUUGGAUACCUGUCCUGUCUGCUGAUUGGAUGCCUCCGCUGUCUGCUGAUUGGAUACCUCCGCUGUCUGCUGAUUGGACACCUGUCCUGUCUGCUGAUUGGAUACCUGUCCUGUCUGCUGAUUGGAUACCUCCACUGUCUGCUGAUUGGAUACCUGUCCUGUCUGCUGUUGUUGGGAUACCUGUCCUGUCUGCUGAUUGGAUACUUGUCCUGUCUGCUGAUUGGAUACCUGUCCUGUCUGCUGAUUGGAUACCUCACCCCUUUAAAACCGUCCUUAAAGCUUUUUGUAUGCAUACGUGUACAUGAAAUCUUUACACGCAUACAUGUACCAACUUUCUCUGUAAUGAUAAUGAUUGUCAGUAUUUAGAGUGCAUAUAGAGAUGUUGGUAAUCAAGAGUGAUCAAUACAAUUGGUGUUUCUAUUGAUUAAUAUUGAUCAUCCGUAAUGGCGUCCUCAUUAAUAACCGAUACUGGUUUAUCAAUAUUGAUAAUUGAUAACAAAUGUGGAAAAGUUCUCAAUUAGAGUCUUCUCAGUGAUGUAAAUGGUGACUAAAAAGUAUUGUGAAAAAGACAUAGAUUUUGCUAACUGUAAACAAAAAUGUCAUGUCUACUAUAAUAAUGAGACAAGAAGCCAUGUGUUGAGCUAUGUGUUGUUAGGAUCUAUAGGAAGUUGAGUUGGCCUAUCAAAAUUCUCCGACCCCAUUUCGGUGAUUUUCUCUUAGUAGAUUAAUCAUCAGCACUCGCGGUUGAUCACCUUUGAUUAUUUGUAAGUAGGAAACAAGAGUCAAGCAGAAUGUUGAUGUGAAAAAGAAAUGAGAAAAAAGGGGCAUGACAUUUAAGCUUUGCUUUAGGGAGAAGCGUGCUGCACCUUUUCAUGGUCGGGUUUCUUCAAAGGAAAUUUCAGUUCUCAAGCCAUGGACUAAAUGCUUUAUGGAAGUUCUGAAUUCUAUUUGGUUAGGCCUAUCUUUGAUUGUUGAUUGGAAAUAUGUUUUGAGUCUGAAAGCUUAAUUUUAUGAUCAUUUCGAUAUAAAGGUUGACUUGGGAAAUACCAUUACAUUGUGAGGGAAUUUUCCCCGCGAUACUCGGGCACAAAAGGCCAAUAAUGUAUCUGACCAAUCCACCAAAGUCUGAAAUGUAAAAAAACCCAUUACUUCAUGAAAAAAUUUAAACAUUACAAAAUGCUUUAAAAAUACCUCGGAGUCUGUAUGCGCUCUGAUUUGUCAAAGACUGGUCACCUUGGGAAUGUCUUACCAUGGGUGCGUUUUCGAGGUCAGAAACAUCAACUAUUUCAGUCAAACUUGCCGUUGGUUGAUCACAAUAGCCAAAACACUCCCUAUAUGGUUUAAAGCCUGGCUCUGAGUUAUGUUGACUAACAUGCAUUAAGGGUAUUUACUAACGGGAAUAACAGCGAGGUAUUAUUAAUGGGAAUGGGAAUAACAGUGUGAGGGCUUCAGUGUGUGGUAACAAACUUAGUUAGUUGGUGGCCACUGUUCCUGGGCAAAGCUGUAGGCAUUCGGCUGACCAAUGUGUAACACCAACCAAGUCUUUACAACACUGUGCAGACUGCGUCGUCACACUU